CAGCGUGCGCCCCGUGCGGGUGCCUGUGCCGCCGCCCUCCAGCCCCGCCGGCAGCCGCCCCCGCUUCGCCCCGCACCAUGAUUGCCGCCGCUUUCCUUGUCUUGCUGAGACCCUACAGCAUCCAAUGUGCCCUUUUCCUCUUGUUGCUUCUGCUGGGCACCAUCGCCACCAUCAUCUUCUUCUGCUGCUGGCACCGCAGGCUACAGAAGGGGAGGCAUCCAAUGAAAUCGGUCUUUUCGGGUCGUUCAAGGAGCCGAGAUGCUGUUUUGAGAUCACACCACUUUCGUUCCGAGGGAUUCCGAGCCAGCCCUCGGCACCUUAGGAGACGGGCCGCAGCGGCUGCAGCUGCCCGGCUAGAAGAAGCCAAGCCUGCCGUGGAGGUUCACCACCAGAGCGAGCAGGAGAUCUCAGUGAGGAAACGAAGAAUCAAGAAAAGCAGCCGCGUGCAGCCAGAAUUCUACCACUCCGUCCAAGGCGCUUCCACCAGAAGACCUAGUUCCGGGAACGCGUCCUACCGCUGCUCGAUGUCUUCCUCUGCGGAUUUUUCCGAUGAAGAUGAUUUCAGCCAGAAAUCUGGCUCUGCAUCUCCAGCUCCUGGAGAUACCUUACCCUGGAAUUUGCCUAAACAUGAAAGAUCGAAAAGAAAGAUUCACGGGGGCUCGGUGCUGGACCCUGCGGAGAGAGCAGUGCUUAGGAUAGCAGAUGAACGGGACAAAGUUCAGAAGAAAACAUUCACAAAAUGGAUAAAUCAGCAUCUCAUGAAGGUUCGAAAACACGUGAAUGAUCUCUAUGAAGACUUGAGGGAUGGACACAAUUUGAUCUCUCUUUUAGAGGUUCUUUCAGGAGACACCUUGCCAAGGGAACGAGAUUUUUUGAAGACCUUACGAUUGGUGAGUGCCACAGAAGCAUGCGAAUAUGAACAGCAUGAGGAUGUGGAGGAUGAGGAUAAGGGGCCCAGAGAGAAAGGUCGGAUGCGUUUUCACAGACUACAGAAUGUACAAAUUGCACUUGACUAUUUGAAAAGACGCCAGGUGAAAUUAGUGAACAUUAGAAAUGAUGACAUAACAGAUGGAAAUCCCAAAUUGACUUUGGGAUUAAUAUGGACAAUAAUUUUGCACUUUCAGAUAUCUGAUAUCCAUGUUACUGGUGAGUCAGAAGACAUGUCUGCAAAAGAGAGAUUGUUACUGUGGACACAGCAGGCCACAGAGGGUUAUGUGGGGAUUCGGUGUGAAAAUUUCACCACCUGCUGGAGAGAUGGAAAACUAUUUAAUGCCAUCAUUCAUAAAUACAGGCCGGACCUGAUAGACAUGAAUACUGUUGCUGUUCAAAGCAACCUUGCAAAUUUAGAGCACGCUUUCUAUGUAGCAGAAAAAAUCGGUGUUAUAAGACUUCUGGAUCCUGAAGAUGUUGAUGUCUCCUCACCUGAUGAAAAAUCAGUAAUAACUUAUGUAUCAUCUCUCUAUGAUGCAUUUCCCAAAGUCCCUGAAGGUGGUGAAGGCAUUGGUGCAAACGAUGUUGAAGUCAAAUGGAUUGAAUACCAGAAUAUGGUCAACUACCUCAUCCAGUGGAUCAGACACCAUGUGACCACUAUGUCCGAGAGAACAUUUCCUAAUAAUCCUGUAGAACUCAAGGCACUUUAUAAUCAGUAUUUACAGUUUAAAGAAACAGAAAUUCCACCAAAGGAGACAGAAAAAUCAAAAAUUAAACGCCUGUAUAAAUUAUUAGAGAUUUGGAUAGAAUUUGGACGCAUCAAACUCCUUCAAGGUUAUCAUCCCAAUGACAUAGAAAAGGAGUGGGGAAAACUCAUCAUUGCCAUGCUCGAGAGGGAGAAAGCUCUUCGUCCUGAAGUGGAAAGAUUGGACAUGUUGCAGCAGAUUGCCAGCCGAGUUCAGAGGGGCAGUGUCAUUUGUGAAGACAAACUGAUGCUUGCCCGAAACGCUCUCCAGUCUGAUUCUAAAAGAUUAGAAUCCGGGGUGCAGUUUCAGAAUGAAGCAGAAAUUGCCGGGUAUGUCCUUGAAUGUGAGAACCUUUUACGCCAGCAUGUAAUUGAUGUACAGAUUCUUAUUGAUGGAAAAUACUACCAGGCAGACCAGUUGGUACAGAGGGUUGCAAAACUGCGCGAUGACAUCCUGGCCUUAAGGAAUGAAUGUUCCUCAGUGUACAGCAAAGGCCGUGUGCUGACAGCAGAGCAGACGAAGCUCAUGAUAUCAGGAAUCACUCAGAGUUUAAACUCAGGGUUUGCACAGACCUUAAACGCCAGUCUGAACUCAGGGCUGACCCAGGGUCUAACGCCUUCCCUGACCCCAUCCAGUGUGACCUCAGGCCUGUCGUCAGGGCUGACUUCCCGCCUGACCCCAUCUGUCACUCCUGCGUAUACACCUGGCUUCCCAUCAGGAGUAGUUCCAAAUUUCAGCUCAGGAGUGGAGACAAAUUCCCUGCAAACUCUCAAGCUGAUGCAGAUCCGAAAGCCCCUUCUCAAGUCCUCUCUACUGGAUCAGAAUUUAACAGAAGAGGAAAUCAACAUGAAAUUUGUUCAGGAUCUUUUGAAUUGGGUUGAUGAGAUGCAGGUGCAGCUGGACCGCACUGAAUGGGGAUCAGAUUUGCCAAGUGUUGAAAGCCAUUUAGAAAAUCAUAAAAAUGUUCACCAAGCUAUUGAAGAAUUUGAAUCUAGCCUCAAAGAAGCUAAGAUAAGUGAGAUCCAGAUGACGGCACCUCUUAAACUAACUUAUGCAGAAAAGUUGCACAGAUUAGAAAAUCAGUAUGCAAAACUCUUGAACACAUCCAGGAAUCAGGAACAGCACCUUGAUACACUCCACAAUUUUGUAACUCGUGCAACUAAUGAGCUUAUUUGGUUGAAUGAAAAAGAAGAGGAGGAAGUUGCUUAUGACUGGAGUGAAAGAAAUACCAACAUAGCCCGGAAAAAAGAUUACCAUGCUGAAUUAAUGAGAGAACUUGAUCAAAAGGAAGAAAAUAUUAAAUCCGUUCAGGAGAUAGCAGAGCAGCUGCUUCUGGAAAAUCACCCAGCCCGAUUAACCAUUGAGGCCUACCGAGCGGCAAUGCAGACGCAGUGGAGCUGGAUCCUGCAGCUCUGCCAGUGCGUAGAGAAGCACAUAAAGGAGAACAGCGCUUAUUUCGAGUUUUUCAAUGAUGCCAAAGAAGCCACGGAUUACUUGAGGAAUCUAAAAGACGCCAUUCAGCGGAAGUACGGCUGUGACAGGUCCAGCAGCAUUCACAAGCUGGAGGACCUCGUUCAGGAAUCAAUGGAAGAGAAAGAAGAGCUUUUGCAGUAUAAAAGCACCGUCGCAAGCCUGAUGGGGAGAGCAAAAACAAUCAUUCAGCUGAAGCCAAGAAAUCCUGACUGUCCACUCAAAACUUCUAUUCCGAUCAAAGCCAUCUGUGACUACAGACAAAUUGAGAUAACCAUUUUCAAAGAUGAUGAAUGUAUUUUGGCAAACAACUCUCAUCGUGCUAAGUGGAAGGUCAUCAGCCCCACUGGGAACGAAGCCAUGGUCCCGUCUGUGUGCUUCAGUGUCCCUCCUCCAAAUAAAGAGGCAGUCGACUUUGCAAACAGAAUCGAGCAGCAGUAUCAGAACGUCCUGACCCUUUGGCAUGAGUCUCACAUAAACAUGAAGAGUGUGGUCUCCUGGCACUAUCUCAUCAAUGAAAUUGACAGAAUCCGAGCAAGCAGUGUGGCUUCAAUAAAGACAAUGUUACCUGGUGAACAUCAACAAGUUCUGAGUAAUCUACAGUCUCGUUUUGAAGAUUUUCUCGAAGAUAGCCAGGAAUCCCAAAUAUUUUCAGGUUCAGAUAUAACACAACUGGAAAAGGAGGUUAAUGUGUGUAAGCAGUAUUAUCAAGAACUUCUUAAAUCUGCAGAAAGAGAGGAGCAAGAGGAAUCAGCUUAUAAUCUCUACAUCUCUGAAGUCCGAAACCUCAGGCUUCGGCUUGAGAGCUGUGAAGACCGUCUCAUCAGACAGAUCCGCACCCCCCUGGAGAGAGACGACCUUCACGAAAGCGUGUUCAGGAUCUCAGAGCAGGAGAAACUAAAGAAAGAGCUGGAGCGACUUAAAGGCGAUUUGGCCACAAUCACGAGUAAAUGCGACGACUUUUUCAGUCAAGCAGCCGCCUCUUCCACGGCUCCCACCCUCCGAUCCGAGCUCAGCGUGGUCGUCCAGAGCAUGAACCACGUCUAUUCCAUGUCCUCCACCUACAUAGAGAAGUUGAAAAUUGUCAACUUGGUGUUAAAAAACACUCAUGCUGCAGAAGCCCUUGUAAAAUUCUAUGAAACUAAACUGUGUGAAGAGGAAGCAGUUACAACUGACAAGAAUAACAUUGAGAAUCUAAUGAGUACUUUAAAGCAAUGGAGAUCUGAAGUGGAUGAAAAGAGAGAGGUCUUCCAUGCACUGGAGGAUGAGCUACAGAGAGCAAAGACCAUCAGUGAUGAGAUGUUUAAAACCUACAAAGAGCGUGACCUUGACUUUGACUGGCACAAAGAAAAAGCAGAUCAGUUGGUUGAGAGGUGGCAGAAUGUUCAUGCUCAGAUUGACAACAGGUUACGGGACUUGGAAGGCAUUGGGAAGUCGCUGAAGUACUACAGAGAUACUUAUCACCCUUUAGAUGACUGGAUCCAGCAAGUUGAAACUACUCAGAGAAAGAUUCAGGAAAACCAGCCUGAAAACAGUAAAACUCUAGCCACACAAUUGAAUCAACAGAAGAUGCUGGUGUCUGAAAUAGAAAUGAAACAGAGCAAAAUGGAUGAGUGUCAGAAAUACGCAGAACAGUACUCCACUGCAGUGAAGGACUACGAAUUACAAACGAUGACCUACCGGGCUAUGGUGGAUUCACAACAAAAGUCUCCAGUGAAACGCCGGAGAAUGCAGAGCUCGGCAGACCUCGUCAUUCAAGAGUUCAUGGACCUGAGGACCCGGUAUACGGCUCUGGUCACCCUCAUGACACAAUAUAUUAAAUUUGCUGGGGACUCAUUGAAGCGUCUGGAGGAGGAGGAGAUGAAAAGCCGUCAGGAGGCUUCUGAGCACGGAGUGUACUCAGCUCUGCUCCAGCGGCAGGAGGUGACAAUGCUGGAGAAUCGCAAGCUCACGGGGAAGAUAACAGAGCUGGAGAGGAUGCUGGCUGAGCUUGAGAAGCAGAAGUCCCAGGUUGAGGAGGAGCUUCCAAAGGUCAGGGAGGCAGCGGAGAACGAGCUGAGGAAGCAGCAGAGAGAGGCAGCAGACAUCACCCUGCAGAAGAUGCGGGCGGAGGGCGAGGCCCAGAGGUACCGCCGGGAGCUGGAGGCCGUCGAGGGGGAGAAGGAGGCGGCGCGGCGCGAGCUGGAGCGCGUGAGGAGGCUCACGGCCGAGGCCGAGGCCCAGAGGGAGGCCGUGGAGAGGAACCUGCGUGGCUUCCGGAAACAGCUGGAGGAGCACGUCGCCACCAGGAGAGCCCUGGAGAACCACCUGAAGAGGAAAGACUCCAGCCUCCACGAGGUGGAGCAACAGAAAGAUAAGCUGAUGGAGGAACUAAGGAGAAAGAAGGACCACGAGGAGGAGCUCCUGAAGCUGGUCGAGCAGAUGGAGAAAGACCUCACGUUCCAGGAACAGGUGGUGGAGAGACAGCUGAUGGAAAAGCAGAAAACUGAAUCGGAAGCCAGAAGAAAAAUAACCGAGAGGCAGCAUUCGCACAAAGAAGACACACUGCCAGCUUGUACGAGCACCCAGGCUGAGGAACUGAAGCAGCAGGGGGAUGAGCUGACAGUGGACAAGAGAAAGGCUGAGAAGGACAGGAGGGAGCUGAAGUAUGAGCUCAGUGCCCUGCAGCUCAAGAAAACCUCAUCGGAGGAAAAGGCUCGCUUGCUCAAAGAAAAACUGGGUGAAACCAGCAAUGCACUGAGAUGCCUCAAGCUGGAGUUGGAAAGGAAGGACCAGGCGGAGGAGGGGUUCUCUCGGCAGCUCCGGGAGCUGGGCAGGCGGCUGAGCCAGACCACAGGGAAGGCAGAAGAGGUCAGGCAGGAGGCCGAUGACCUUAAGAGGAUAAAGCACAGCUGUGAGCUAGAACUGGAAUCUCUGCAGCAGGAGAAAGGGAAGCUGCAGAGGGAGGUGGAUCGGAUCACCAGGACACAGGCUGUCAGCAAGAGGAGCGUCCAGCAUUUAAAUUCACAGGGUACUUCUUUGCAGGAUGACAAGGACUUCUCUGGCGAAAGAGCACGAUCCUGCCAGAGAAAGUCAGAUCACCUGAAAGAACAAUUUGAGAAAAGCCACGCACAGUUGCUUCAAAAUAUUCAAGCCGAAAAGGAAAAUAACGAGAAAAUCCAAAAGCUUAAAGAGGAAUUGGAGAGAAGUAAUGACCGUGCAGACAUACUAAAGCACAAAGUGGACGAGCUCACCAGGCAGAACAACGAAACCAAGUUAAUGAUGGAGAGAAUUCAGGCAGAAUCAGCAAACGUGGUCUUAGAGAAACAAGCCAUCCAGCAACGAUGUGAAGCACUGAAAAUCCAGGCGGAUGGUUUUAAAGACCAGCUUUGUGCCACAAACAAACACUUGCACCAACAGACGACAAUGGAACAGGAUUUCCAGAGGAGAAUCAAAUGCCUGGAAGAAGACCUGGCCCAAAGUCAACAUUUAGUAAGUGAUUUUAAGCAGAAGUGUGACCAGCAGGACCUCAUCAUCCAGAACACGGAGAAGGAGGUGCAAAGUCUGAGUGCCGAGCUAAGUGCAUCCAAAGAGGAGAAACGCCUUGGGGAGCAGACGGUGCAGAUGCAGUGGGCACAGGUGCAGGACCUGAACGACAGAUUGAAAAAGGUGCAAGACGAACUGCACUUGAAGAUCCUAGAGGAGCAGGUGACCCACAGGAAGAUGGUUCUGUUUCAGGAGGAAUCUGAGAAAUUCAAACGUUCUGCAGAGGCGUUUCGGAAAAAGAUGGAAAAAUUGAUGGACUCCAGAGUUAUCACAGAACAUGAUAUUUCGGGCAUCCAGCUCGACUUUGUGUCUCUCCGGCGGGAAAACUGCAGGGCGCGAGAGAACGCGAGGCUCUGUGAAACAAAUAUCCGAGAACUUGAGAGGCAGCUCCAGCAAUAUCGUGAGCAGAUGCAUCGAGGGCAGGAUGGGGAGGCACAUCACUACCAGAAAUGUCGGAAGCUCACAGAUGAGCUGGUCGCCCAGAAACGGGAGGUGGAAAACCUGAAGCAAAAGAUGGAUCAGCAGAUAAAAGAACAGGAGCAUCAGUUAGUGGUGCUCCAGUGUGAAAUCCAGAAAAAGAACCCAGCCUUCAAGCCACAUCUUGAGAUGGCAGUGAAGGAGUAUCAGCGCCCAGUGGACUUCUCCUCCUCUGCCCCCGUGGCCGGGUCCCCUCUACAGAGGUGGACUCAGGAACCACAGCCUUCGAAGGAAAGAUGGCAACAUCCGGGUGCUGAACAGAUGCAGAAAGAGGGCCAGGGCGGGCCGUCAGGGUCUCCGGUUGAGAAAGAGAAAAGUCAGCAGUGUCACUCUGAAUACUUUUCUCAAACCAGCACCGAAUUACAUAUAACUUUUGAUGAGAUGAACCCUGUUGCAAGACCGUCAGAAAUCGAGAAGCUAAGAAAUCAAGGUCUGUACAAUUCCAGACCCGCUGUCAGGUGUCAAGAUGACAAGUGUGAAAUAGACCUGGUGACGCUUCUGGCGCCCUUAGAGAAGUCACUGGAAGAAGAAAAGAAAGAGCAUGUUGAAAAAGCCAAAGAAUUACAAAAAUGGGUAUCAAAUAUCAGCAAGACAUUGAAAGAUGGAGAGAAGGCUGAAAAGUCUUCCUUCUUUAAGCAAAAGAUUUCCAGUGAGGAAAUAUCAGUCAAGAAGGAACAAUUAUCUGAAGCACUGCAAACUAUGCAGCUCUUCCUGGCUAAACAUGGAGACAAAAUGACAGACGAAGAAAGAAAUGAAUUGGAAAAACAAGUGAAAACUCUCCAAGAAAGUUAUAAUUUAUUCUUUAGUGAAUCUCUGAAACAACUACAACAAUCACAAACCUUAGGAGAUAUAAAGGGAGAGGAGAAGCUGGAUAAAGUCAUCGCAGGCACCAUUGAUCAGGGCACGGGAGAAGUCCUUUCUGUCUUUCAGGCCGUGUUAAGAGGCCUGAUUGAUUAUGACACGGGGAUCCGAUUGCUUGAGACCCAGCUCAUGAUUUCUGGGCUUGUUUCACCAGAAUUAAGAUCGUGCUUUGACCUCAAAGAUGCCCAAAAUCAUGGCCUUAUUGAUGAGCAAGUUCUUAGCCAACUCCAAGAACUCAGUGAAACGAAGGAGAUUAUUUCUGCUGUGUCGUCCACCACAGUUCCAGUGCUGGAUGCUCUGGCUGAAGGUGUGAUCUCAGAACCCAUGGCCAUCAGAGUUCUCGAGAUCCUGCUUUCCACGGGCUCUCUCGUUAUUCCGGCGACAGGAGAACAGCUGACGCUGCAGAAGGCUUUCCAGCAGCACCUGGUUUCCUCUGCCUUAUUUUCUAAAAUCCUGGAACGGCAGAAUCUGUGUAAAGAUCUUAUCGACCCCUCCACCUCUGAGAAGGUGUCUUUAAUAGAUAUCAUGCAAAGAAGUAUUUUGCAGGAAAACACAGGGGUGCGGCUUCUGCCCGUGAAGCCACAAGAAGGAGGCAGGAUAACAUUAAAAUGUGGGAGAAACUUAAGCAUUUUAAGGGCAGCUCACGAAGGCCUCAUAGACCGUGAGACCAUGUUCAGGUUACUGGGUGCGCAGCUGCUUUCAGGAGGUCUGAUCCAUUCCAAGUCUGGUCAGAGACUGACUGUAGAAGAAGCCGUGGCAGAGGGGGUGAUGGACAGAGACACUGCCAACAGUAUCUUCACCUACCAGGUGGAAACAGGCGGAAUCAUCCACUGCAACCCUGCCAAGCGUUUAACUGUCGAUGAGGCAGUCCAGUGUGAUCUGAUGACGUCCAGCAGUGCCCUUCUGAUCCUCGAGGCUCAGCGAGGCUACGUGGGCCUCAUCUGGCCUCACUCUGGGGAGAUAUUUCCUACAUCUUCUUCCCUGCAGCAGGAGUUGAUUACCAAUGAAUUGGCAUCUAAGAUCCUGAACGGCAGGCAGAAAAUCGCUGCUCUUUACAUUCCAGAAACAUCUCAAGUCAUUGGUUUGGAUGUUGCCACGCAACUUGGAAUCAUAGAUAAUCACACAGCGUCGAUUUUAAAAAGUAUAACGCUGCCCGAUAAAAUGCCAGAUUUGGGAGAUUUCGAAGCUUGUAAAAAUUCCAGAAGAUGGCUCUCUUUUUGUAAAUUCCAGCCAUCCAUGGUCCAUGAUUACAGGCAAGAAGAAGAUGUUUCUGAUGGAGAAGAGCCAGUGGUGACUCAGAGCUCAGAACAAACUAAAAAAUUAUUCCUGUCUUAUUUGAUGAUAAAUAGCUAUAUGGAUGCAAACACAGGGCAGAGGCUUUUGCUGUACGAUGGAGACUUGAAUGACGCUGUCGGGAUGCUCCUGGAAGGCUGUGGUGCAGAAAUUGAUGAGAACACACCUGUAAAAGAACGUCUUGAUGUCAUAAGACUCCCUGGCGUAUUUCUGAAUAAUGCUGCAAGUAAAGAAACGAGGGCAAGUACAGCUACACCAAGUAGUUUUGAUAAAUGUCAUUGCAGAGAACCUAAACGUAAGGGAACCUCUGAAAAUGCCAUAGAUGAAGAGUUUCAGGAACUGGAAACUAAUGUUACCAGGGGUGAAUUUUGCCAGUCAGAAAACGUGGCAGAUAUACUAGCAGCUGAUUAUAAAGUUAAGAAUUCAUCCAGCCUGUGUGUUCCUAGUUUGAUAUCACAUUUAACAGAGCCUGGACUUGCUGAAGUUAGCCUGCUCAGACAGGACUCUGAAAACAGACUUGAAAACGGUGAAAGUCAAAGCCAAAUAGAAACAAAGGAACCUACAGAUGAAUGUAAUCAUUCUAGAAACCUUCAAAACUUUGCAAGUGAUUUGAUAAGUCCUAUAGUAAAAUCAAAAACUAAUAGAAUCUGUGACUUGAAUGAAACGGUGAAUGAAGAUAAUAUUAGCAGGGAUUCAGCUCUCUUUGACUAUUCCCCCAGGCUGAGUGCCUUGUUAAGUCAUGAUAAACUGAGGACCGGUCAGGGAAGUUUUCAUGAUGUACACACUGCAGAGAACAAUGGAAAUAAAUGUGAAGCCUCUACAUUGCCAUUCAAUGACCAAACCACGUUAUCGGGUCAAAGAAUAAGAGAAAAAUUUCAAGACCAGUUUCUGGGAAUUGCAGCUAUCAACAUCAGUUUACAGGGAGAACACGCUGUACAAAAAUCUUUCAGUGUUGGUUAUAGUAAUCCUCAGGUACAAGAUCAGAAUGAUGAGAAAAUGCUUGCUGCUUCUAAUCAGGAACCCGAAGACGAGCAAAGUGAGUCCACGGUGGAAGGGUCCUCCUGUGCCCCGCCCCUGAGGGGCGGUAGUCAUCACAUCAGCAUGGCUCACAUGCAUACCCCAUCAUUUGAAGAAACUGCCAGCGCCAGUGCUGGUGACUAUGAAACGUCACUGCUGGGUGAUCAGCAGAGCGACACAGAAACAGAUACAGACAGCGAUGCUGACUUUUACGACACGCCCUUGUUUGAAGAUGAUUCCCUGCUUCUAGAAGGUGAUGACCGUGAUUGUCCGCAGCCCGGGGACGAUGACACGCUGCCAGAGGAAGACGACUGGACCGCUCCUCCUGGAGAGGCUUUUAAUGAUGUUUCUAAAGAGGAUGAAUAUUCUUUGGGGACCCAAGGGGGACUGGUUGGUAGCUUAGGUGUGAGGGGAGAAGCACAGUCUCUGCAGGAUUUUCUCAUAGUUGCUGAGAAAGCAGAAUUCAAUUCUGGUGAAAGAAUCCAUUUAAAUUCACUUGCCUCCUAUGAAGUGAAUGGACGGUCGAUGGAAAUCGUAUCAGAAAGGGACAGCACAGAUGACCUUGAAGGUGGUGAGUCUGACUCAUUGACUGACCGUGAAAUUGUAGGAAGAAAAGAGAGCUUCAGGACUCCACUAAAUUCUGAAGAUGUUGGGUGUUGGAGAGGAAGAGGAGAGUACGUAACUGGACAAGAAUUUAAAUCUGAUCCUGAUCAUUUAGAUUCUGUGCAAAAUGAAGAAAGUUAUGGGGACUCUGAGCGUGACAGUCACGAUCAGGACGAUGAUGAUGACAAUGGUGGUGGUGACGCCAGAGAAGAAGGAGCAGGAGGUAAGGAUGGAAAGCCCGCGUGCCAGGACGAGGCUGAGGAUGUGGAUGUCCCCGCGUGUGUCACCACUGCACCCAAACCGGGAAACAGCCAUGCAAGUCAAAGUAGCAAUAAAACGAUUCUCCUGGAUCAAAAGCACCAUCAUAGUUCUUUGGAAAAACAGCAAAGGGUAAAUGUUUUGCAGCCAGAAUCAAGUAGUAAAAGUAGCUUGGUUCCUGAAAGAAGUAACCUUCCAGAAUAUACAACUGAGGUCGUUCGAGAAAGCAAAGAUCUGUUGAAUCAUGAGAUGGUCCUUAAGGAUAAAUUGCUCUCUGUCAUGAAAGACACUGAAUCGGAAAACACUUUAAGCCCUGUUGGUGUUUUACAUAAUACUAGUGCCAGUUCAACUUCUCAACUAGUGGUUGAUCUAAAGAACACAGGGGUUAAGUUGAUUCAAGGGCCAGAAUCUAUGGACUCUGUGAAAGGUGGAAAUCCAUAUUAUGAGAACGUGACACUUCAGGGUGACUCAUCUUCUGAUAGAGACGUUUGUUCUGAGCCCAGUUCAGUAGUAAAACCUGCGGAGGAAAGCCAUUUGCCAUCCAGAGUCUCUGUAAGUGACAAAGAUCCUCAAGGCAAUGGAAAAGAUCUAAUUAAAAGGAGAGCUGACAAAAACAAUAUACUAAUAGAAGAUGAAACAUUGAUUCGUAAAAUGUGUACAGGUAAAGGAGAAGUGCUUGUAGAUGGUCCUGUAGAAGAUAAUAAAUGUCUCAGACUUUUGCCCAGUAAAAGUACAAGGGAGAGUCUUGAUUUAGUUAAUAGUCCAUUUCCAUUCCCACAAAUCACACACAGUGAAGAACAUAAUCAGGAAGGAAGCCUUAAAAAAGCAACAGUAGCUCUUAAAGAUGAGCCAAAGAAUCUGCCAACAAUAGUUAGCAAAAGUCCCGUUCAAUUUGAGAAUCAUGAAGAAAUAUUCAGUUCUUCAGUCUCCCAAGUGAUCACUGAUGACAUGACUUCAGACAUGAAGUCUGAAAGGAAUACAAGGAUUGAGAAAGAUUCAUUCACCGAUGCACCUGAAAAAGAGCUCGAUCUGUUUACUUAUUUAAAACAUUGUGCUAAAAAUGUGAAAGCAAAAGACAUACUGAAGCCAAAUGAAGAUACCCCAAGCUGUAUUCUAGUAGCUUCCCCUCCCAGGAAUGAGCACGUGCAAUUAGGAGUUAAUAAUGCAAAAGAGAAGGCAGCUCUUGCCCAAGAAGACUUACCUCCAAAGGAGAUGGUCCAACAGAAGGAUCUUCCUCCUAAAGAAAGUGUCUCAAAAGGAGCAUCAGAAAUUUCUGAGUUCACACCAGAAAGAGAUGAAAGCACACCUUCAAUCUUCCCUCUUAGAGAUGCAGAAGGCCUUGGGAAACAUACGGAUUUUGUGCAGUCAGAACUCUGUGCAGAUGGAAUAAGAAAUCACUCCAGUAACACUUUAACCACUGACUGCUCAUCCUUAGAAAUUAACAGUGAGAAAGGGGUAAUUCAGCAACAGGCACGAAAAGAACCAGCCUCAUCUCCAGGAGUCCAGGAAAAAGAGGUUCAGAUUCCUGAGUUAUCUCAGGUCUUGAUUGAGGACGUCAAGGACAUCUUAAAAGGUAGAUUGAAAGAAGGUCAUAUGAAUCCUCAAGAGCUUGGAGAACCUUCAGCCUGUGCAGAUACUAACAUUUCAAUUCAAAACUUAAUUAAAAGAGUUAGCUCAUCAUCAUUGGUAAGUGAAGCAUCUGGUGUGUCUGGCGACUCUAAAACCAGUGACUAUGGCAUUUCCCCCAUGAAUAACUCGCCAGAACUAAAAGCAGAGGGCGGAGAGGAUCCGCUCUGUACUGCAAACCUCAAGUCUGAGCUACUCCUCAAUAUACUUAAGCAAAAUCAGUAUAGCCAGAAAAUGACAGGAGCAUUUGAAUUGAUGAAAGAAUUAACUCAGGUGGAGUGUGAUCUAGAGAAAAGAGGUAGGACGUCUGAAGUUCUUCCUCUGCAACUUGAAAAUGUUUUCUGCAAGCUGCUUGCUGAUGGAUAUUCAGAGAAAGGAGGACAGGGUGGAGAAUUGAAUCAAAAAUCAUCUACAGCUUCUGAGAUGAUGGAUGAAAAGCCACACAUUCUUGAUGAUCUUAACAGCAAGAGAGAAAACCCCCAUUCCCUUAAUUUACAAAAUAUGAAAGAAAAUGGACCAGAAAACCCUCCUGUCUGUGCAUCAGCAUUGCCAAGACACGGGAGGCUGGAGGAGCUAUGUGCUGAAUCCCCAAACCGUUUGGAAUGUAUUUCAGGGUCAAAAGACAUGGCUUCUGGAGACGGCUUGACGGAACAAUUUGCCAAUGAGCUACAGCAGUGUUUACAGCACAGAUCAAAGAUGUGCGAGUAUUUGGCUUUGCUUCAAGAUAUGAGGCCUCCCUUAGGUAACCAGGAGGCUCUGGAUAACAAUCUAGAAGCUUUGAAGAACCAACUUAAACAGCUAGAGACAUUUGAAUUGGGAUUGGCUCCAAUUGGUGUGAUUUUAAGAAAAGACAUGACGCUGGCAGAGGAGUUCUUAAAGUCUCUGCCAGGUGACUUCCCCAGGGGACAUCUCGAGGACCUGAGUGUAAGCCUCCAGAGUCUGCAGACGGCCUUCUCUUCCCUCCACGCCUUGUCUUCGGAAAGAAUGAACCACAUCACGCUGGCUAUCGGCUCCGAGAUGUCUAAACUAGCAGUUUCCCAUGAAGAAUUUCUGCACAAACUUCUGUUGUUCUCACGUUGGAUAUCAGAGAAGAGCACAUCUGUGAAUGAUGUGGAGGUCGUGAUGGUUCAAGAUACUGGACAUGUAAAGCAAAGCUUGGAGUUUCUCAAGAAUGUGUUAAAAGACCUCGGACACACCAAAACGCAGCUGGAGACCACUGCCUUUGACGUGCAGUUCUUCAUCUCUGAACACGCACAAGAUCUGUCUCCUGCCCAAAGCAGACAACUGCUGAGGCUCUUAAAUACAACUCAGAAGGGUUUCCUUGACGUGCAGGAAUCAGUAACUACCCAGGUGGAACAUUUAGAGGCUCAGUUACAGCUAGAACAAGAUCUCGAUCGUCAGAAGAUGGUGGAGGAGCGUCAGCAGGAGUACAGAGAGAAACUCCAGGGCAUCUGUGACCUGCUCACCCAAACCGAAAACCGCCUCAUCGGUCACCAGGAAGCCUUCGUGAUUGGAGACGGCACGGCUGAGUUAAAGAAGUACCAGUCCAAGCAGGAGGAAUUACAGAAAGAUAUGCAAGGAAGUGCACAGGCAUUGGCAGAAAUAGUGAAAAACACAGAGAACUUCUUAAAAGAGAGUGGUGAAAAACUGUCACAAGAAGAUAAGGCUCUGAUUGAACAGAAACUUAAUGAAGCUAAGAUAAAAUGUGAACAGCUUAAUUUAAAGGCAGAACAGUCGAAAAAAGAGCUGGAUAAAGUUGUGACGACAGCAAUCAAGGAAGAAACGGAAAAGGUUGCAGCUGUAAAGCAGCUGGAAGAGAGCAAAACCAAAAUCGAAAACCUUUUGGACUGGUUGGCAAAUGUUGACAGAGACUCAGGAAGGGCAGGGAUGGAACAGAAACAGGUCAUUGAACAGAAUGGCACUCAUUUUCAAGAGGGUGAUGGCAAGUCGGUGAUGGGAGAAGAGGAUGAAGUUAAUGGUAACCUGUUGGAUAUGGAUGUUGAUGGGCACGUAGUGACCACAAAGGAGAACCUGAACCAGCAGUACCAGAAGAUGAAGGCCCAGCACACGGAGCUCGUGGCCCAGCACCAGGCUGUCCUUGUGGCCACCCAGGCGGCCCAGGCCCUGCUGGAGAGGCAGGGCCACCACCUCUGCCCGGAAGAAAAGGAGAAGCUGCAGAGGAACGUCAAGGAGCUGAAGGCGCGUUAUGAAAGCGCUCUGGCUGAGUCGGAGAAGAGAAUGCGGCUGACCCACUCCCUGCAGGAGGAGCUGGAGAAGUUCGACGCCGACUACGGCGAGUUUGAGCAGUGGCUGCAGCGCUCAGAACAAGAGCUGGAGAACCUGGAAGCAGGUGCCGACGACCUCGGUGGUCUGAGGGCCAAACUGAAGAGGCAGAAGAGCUUCUCGGAAGAUGUCAUUUCGCACAAAGGAGACUUGAGGUACAUCACGAUCUCUGGGAACAGAGUGUUGGAAGCAGCCAAGUCUUGCAGCGGGAGAGAGGGAGGCGGCCGGGCUGAGCGGGGCCACCUGGACACCUCUGCCACCCACAGGGAAGUCCAGGGCAGGCUGGACCACGCCACUGACCGCUUCAGGUCCCUCUACACAAAGUGCAAUGUCCUUGGGAAUAACCUCAAAGAUCUGGUGGAUAAAUACCAACACUAUGAAGAUGCUUCGUGUGGGCUUCUCUCUGGGCUCCAGGCUUGCGAGGCCACGGCGAGCAGACACUUGUCUGAACCCAUUGCCGUGGACCCUAAAAAUCUGCAGAGGCAACUAGAAGAGAUGAAGGCUCUACAGGGACAGAUAUCAAGUCAGCAGGUGGCUGUAGAGAAACUGAAAAAAACAGCUGAAGUGUUGUUAGACGCCAGGGGAUCUUUACUUCCCGCCAAGAACGACAUCCAGAAAACACUGGGUGACAUUGUCGGAAGAUAUGAUGACCUGUCCAAGUCUGUCAGUGAACGAAACGAGAAGCUGCAGAUAACCCUGACUCGCUCUCUGAGUGUGCAGGACGGCCUGGAUGAGAUGCUGGACUGGAUGGCGGGUGUGGAGCGCUCGCUGGAAGAGAAGGGCCCCGUGCCCUUGAACUCCGCCGCUCUGCAGGACGUCAUCAGUAAAAACAUCAUGUUGGACCAGGACAUCGCGGGGCGGCAGAGCAGCAUAAAUGCCAUGAAUGAGAAAGUGAAGAGGUUCACAGAAACCACGGACCCGUCCACCGCAUCCUCGCUGCAGGCCAGGAUGAAGGACUUAGCCCUUCGCUUUUCAGAAGCAAGUCGCAAACACAAAGAAAAACUUGCUCAAAUGGAGGAACUCAAAACCAAAGUGGAGCUGUUUGAGAACCUCUCAGAAAAGCUCCAGACAUUCUUAGAAACCAAAACCCAGGCUCUUACUGAGGCAGAUGUGCCUGAGAAGGAUGUUACUGAGUUGUCUCAGUUUAUGCAGGAAUCAACUUCUGAACUGCUAGAACACAGGAAAGAUCUCGAAGUUUUGCAGAAUCUCUUGAAGGAGAUCUCCAGCCAUGGCUUGCCAGGGGAUAAAGCUCUGGUUUUUGAAAAAACAAAUAAUUUGUCAAAGAAAUUCAAGGAAAUAGAGGAUACUGUCAAAGAAAAAAAAGAAGCUGUAUCUUCUUGUCAAGAACAGAUGGAUGCCUUUCAAGUUCUGGUUAAAUCAUUAAAGUCGUGGAUAAAAGAAACCACAGAAAGAGUUCCCGUUGUGCAGCCUUCUUUUGGUGCAGAGGAUUUAGGGAAAUCUUUGGAAGAAACUAAGAAAUUACAAGAGAAGUGGAGCUUAAAAACACCAGAGAUUCAGAAAGUCAACAACAGUGGAAUCUCACUAUGUAACCUAAUAAGUGCUGUAGUGACCCCUGCAAAGGCCAUAGCAGCAGUUAAGUCAGGUGGAGUAAUAGUAAAUGGUGAAGGAACAGCCACAGAUACUCAGGAUAUUUUGGCAAAUAAAGGAUUAACAUCCAUUAAAAAGGAUAUGACUGACAUAAGCCAUGGCUAUGAAGAUCUUGGCCUCUUACUUAAAGACAAAAUAGCUGAACUGAGUACCAAACUCUCCAGAUUGCAAAAGGCUCAGGAAGAAUCAAGUGCCAUGAUGCAGUGGUUACAGACGAUGAACAAAACUGCCACGAAAUGGCAUCAGGCACCUACACCUACAGACACUGAGGCUGUGAAGAGUCAAAUUGAACAGAAUAAGUCAUUUGAGGCAGAACUGAAGCAAAAUGUAAACAAAGUGCAGGAGUUGAAAGACAAACUGAUGGAGCUGCUGGAGGAGAACCCAGACACUCCGGAGGCCCCCAAGUGGAAGCAGAUGUUGACGGAAAUAGAUUCUGAGUGGCAAGAACUCAAUCAGUUAACAGUUGACAGACGACAAAAACUGGAAGAAUCCUCAAAUAAUCUAACCCAAUUCCAGACUGUGGAGGCUCAGUUAAAACAGUGGCUUGUGGAAAAAGAACUGAUGGUCAGUGUCCUUGGGCCCUUGUCGAUUGACCCAAAUAUGCUGAACACACAAAGGCAGCAGGUGCAGAUUCUCCUACAAGAAUUUGAUACCCGGAAACCUCAGUAUGAACAGCUAACGGUGGCUGGUCAGGGCAUACUGCACAGACCUGGGGAGCACCCAUCCUUCCACGGGAUUGUGAAGGAACAGCUGACAGCUGUGACCCAAAAAUGGGACAGCCUCACGGGACAGUUGAGGGACAGAUGUGACCGGAUCGACCAGGCCAUUGUUAAAAGCACCCAGUAUCAAAGCCUGCUGAGAAGCCUUUCCGAUAAGCUGGCCGACUUGGAUAAUAAACUCAGCAGCAGUAUGGCCGGCAGCACACACCCUGACGCGAUGAACCAGCAGCUGGAAACAGCCCAGAAAAUGAAGCAGGAAAUAGAGCAGGAAAUGAAGCAGAUCAAAGUGGCCCAGGCUCUGGGAGAGGAUCUGGCAGCCCUGGUUAAAGAAGAGUACUUGAAAGCUGAACUUGGUCGGCAACUGGAAGGCAUCUUAAAAUCCUUUAAGGAUCUUGAACUAAAAGCAGAGAACCACGUCCAGCAUCUUCAGUCAGCCUGUGCCAGCUCUCAUCAAUUUCAACAAAUGUCUAGAGAUUUCCAGGCUUGGCUGGAUACCAAGAAGGAAGAACAGAACAAGUCUCCCCCGAUAUCAGCCAAAGUCGAGGUCUUGGAGUCAUUAAUGGAAGAUCAGAAAAACUUCAGGAAAACUUUGACCGCCCAGUCUCACAUUUAUGAGAAAACCAUGGCGGAAGGUGAAAACCUGUUACUAAAAACACAAGGGUCUGAGAAGGUGGCGUUACAGUUACAACUGAACACGAUUAAAACCAACUGGGAUGGAUUUCAGAAGCAGGUGAAAGAAAGAGAAGACAGGGUGAAAGAUUCACUGGAAAAAGCUCUCAAGUAUAAAGAACAUGUGGAGAUGCUCUGGCCAUGGAUAGACAGGUGUCAAAACAGCCUCAAAGAAAUGAAGUGUAGCUUGGAUCCUGCUGAGACAGAGAAAUCUCUUGCCCAGUUAAAGGAUCUGCAGAAGGAGAGGGACCAGCACUUCGGGAUGGUGGAACAGCUAAACAGUGCAGCCAGCAGCCUGCUCCGCAUCUGUGAAAUGGACAAAGAGGCGGUGGCAGAGGAGAAGGAAUCCCUGCUCCAAAAGGUGGACAUGGUCACCGAGCAAGUGCACAGGAAGAAAUUCUCUCUGGAGAACAUGGCCCAGAAGCUUAAAGAAUUUCAAGAAGUUUCCAAAGAAGCUCAGAGGCAGCUUCAGUGUGCAAAGGAACAGCUAGAUAUGCACGACUCUCUGGGGCCCCAGGCUUACAGCAGUAAGUCCCUGACUGUGUUGCAGACUCAGCAGAAAGCCCUUCAGACCUUGAAGACUCAGGUCGAUCUGGCCCAGGGGCUCGCCCGGGACCUGGUGGCAGAGGCCUCCGACUCCAAGGGCACCUCCGAGGUUCUCCUCCAAGCAGAAGCCUUAGCCCAGGAGCACAGCGCCCUCAGCCAGCAGGUGGAUGAAAAGUGCUCCUUCUUAGAAACCAAGCUUCAGGGCAUCGGCCAUUUCCAGAACACCAUCCGAGAGAUGUUUUCUCAGUUCACGGAGUUUGAUGAUGAGUUGGACAGCAUGGCCCCAGUGGGGAGAGAUGUGGAAACGCUGCAGAAGCAAAGGGAGGCUAUCAAAGCCUUCCUGGAGAAACUGGAAGCGCUCAUCGCAAGCAACACCAAUGCCAAUAAGACCUGCAAGAUGAUGCUGGCCACGGAGGAAGCCUCUCCUGACCUGGUUGGCAUCAAACGGGACCUGGAGGCUUUAAGCAAACAGUGCAACAAGCUUCGGGACCGCGCACAAGCCAGAGAAGAGCAGGUGGAAGGGACCAUCACGCGCCUCGAAGAAUUCUACAGCAAACUCAAGGAAUUUUCUACUCUACUCCAGAAGGCUGAAGAGCACGAGGAGUCUCAAGGCCCCGUCGGCAUGGAAACAGAGAUGAUUAACCAGCAGCUUGAUGUGUUCAAGGUGUUCCAAAAAGAAGAGAUUGAACCCUUGCAGGUUAAACAGCAGGAUGUGAACUGGCUGGGUCAAGGCCUCAUUCAGAGUGCCGCUAAGGGCACCAGCACCCAGGCCUUGGAGCGGGACCUGGACAAUGCCAGUGCGCGAUGGAAGACCCUCAACAAGAAGGUGGCCCAGCGAGCAGCCCAGCUGCAGGAGGCCCUGCUGCACUGCGGGAGGUUCCAGGAUGCCCUGGAGUCCCUACUCAGCUGGAUGGUGGACACCGAGGAGCUUGUGGCCAAUCAGAAGCCCCCAUCGGCUGAGUUCAAGGUGGUGAAGGCCCAGAUACAAGAGCAGAAGCUUCUCCAGAGAUUGUUGGAUGACCGCAAAUCUACUGUGGAGGUGAUCAAACGGGAAGGAGAAAAAAUUGCCGCCACAGCAGAACCUGCAGAUAAAGUGAAGAUUUUGAAACAACUGAGUCUCUUGGAUAGCAGAUGGGCGGCCUUGCUUAAUAAGGCUGAAACAAGGAAUCGCCAGUUGGAAGGUAUCUCAGUGGUAGCACAGCAGUUUCACGAAACCUUAGAACCACUGAAUGAGUGGCUGACAACCACAGAAAAGAGGCUGGCGAAUAGCGAACCCAUUGGAACCCAAGCGUCCAAGCUGGAGGAGCAAAUUGCCCAGCACAAAGCCUUAGAAGAUGACAUCAACCAUCAUAAUAAACAUUUACACCAGGCCAUUAGCAUUGGCCAGUCCUUAAAGGUUUUGAGCUCCAGGGAGGAUAAAGAUAUGGUGCAGAGUAAAUUAGACUCCUCUCAAGUGUGGUACAUUGAGAUUCAAGAGAAAAGCCACAGCAGGUCUGAGCUUCUCCAGCAGGCUCUGUGUAAUGCUAAGAUUUUUGGGGAAGAUGAAGUGGAGCUGAUGAACUGGCUGAGUGAAGUGCAUGACAAGCUGAGGAGGCUCUCGGUGCAGGAUUCCAGCCCUGAGGGGCUGUGGACACAGCAGGCUGAGCUGCGGGUUCUGCAAGAGGACAUCCUACUCAGAAAACAAAAUGUAGAUCAGGCCUUACUAAAUGGUUUAGAACUACUUAAACGAACAACAGGUGAUGAAGUUUUAAUAAUUCAAGAUAAAUUGGAAGCCAUUAAAGCGAGGUACCAAGACAUCACUAAACUGAGCACGGAUGUUGCCAAGACCCUGGAUCAGGCACUGCAGCUCGCAAGGCGACUGCACUCCACGCACGAGGGGCUGUGCACCUGGCUGGACAAGGUGGAGGUCGAGUUGCUUUCAUACGAAACGCAGGUUCUGAAGGGAGAAGCCUCCAGCCAAGCACAUGCGAGGCAAAAAGAGCUAAAGAAGGAAGCUAAGAGCAGCAAAGCCCUGCUGGACUCGCUUAACGAAGUGAGCUCUGCUCUCCUGGAGCUGGUGCCCUGGAGGGCGAGGGAAGGGCUGGAAAAAAUGGUGGCCGAGGACAACGACCGCUACCGCUUGGUGAGCGACACCAUCACACAGAAGGUGGAGGAGAUUGACGCGGCCAUCCUGAGGUCCCAGCAGUUUGACCAAGCGGCUGAUGCAGAGUUAGCUUGGAUUAGUGAAACAGACAAAAAAUUGACGUCUCUGGGUGACAUCAGGCUUGAGCAAGACCAGACCUCCGCUCAGCUGCAGGUUCAAAAGACAUUCACCAUGGAGAUUUUGCGACACAAGGAUAUUAUUGAUGAGCUUGUUAAAUCUGGACAUAAAAUCAUGAGCACAUGCAGUGAAGAGGAAAAGCAGCCGAUGAAGAAAAAACUGGACAAGGUAUUGAAGAACUAUGAUGCCAUCUGCCAGAUAAACUCAGAGAGGUAUCUGCAGUUAGAACGGGCACAGUCCCUGGUUAACCAGUUCUGGGAAACAUACGAAGAACUUUGGCCGUGGCUGACAGACGUACAGAGGAUCAUCACUCAGCUUCCUGCCCCUGCCCUGGAGUACGAAACCCUGAGGCAACAGCAGGAAGAACAUCGUCAACUGCGAGAGUUGAUAGCCGAACACAAGCCGCAUAUAGAUAAGAUGAACAAAACUGGGCCACAGUUACUGGAAUUGAGCCCGAGGGAAGGCUUUUCUAUCCAAGAGAAGUACGUGGCUGCUGACACUCUCUACAGUCAAAUUAAAGAAGAUGUCAAAAAGCGGGCUGUGGCGCUGGAUGAAGCCAUUUCUCAGUCUGCUCAGUUCCACGACAAGAUCGACCAGAUCCUGGAGAGCCUGGAGCGCGUGGUGGAGCGUCUGCGGCAGCCACCUUCCAUCUCAGCAGAGGUGGAGAAGAUCAAGGAGCAGGUCAGUGAGAAUAAGAACGUGGCGGUGGACAUGGAGAAGCUGCAGCCUCUGUACGAGACCCUCAGACAGAGGGGAGAGGAGAUGAUCGCUCGGUCCCAGGGCACUGACAAAGACAUAUCUGCCAAAGCUGUUCAGGAUAAGCUAGACCAAAUGGUUUUCAUUUGGGAGAACAUACACACACUGGUGGAAGAAAGGGAAGCCAAGCUACUGGAUGUGAUGGAAUUAGCAGAGAAGUUCUGGUGUGAUCACAUGUCACUGGUGGUUACCACUAAAGAUACUCAAGACUUCAUCAGGGAUCUGGAGGAUCCUGGGAUCGAUCCCUCGGUAGUAAAACAACAGCAGGAAGCAGCAGAGGUCAUAAGGGAGGAGAUAGACGGAUUGCAGGAAGAGCUGGAUAUGGUUAUUAACCUGGGUUCUGAACUCAUUGCCGCUUGUGGGGAACCCGACAAGCCCAUUGUUAAGAAGAGUAUAGACGAGUUAAAUUCAGCCUGGGAUUCUCUAAAUAAAGCUUGGAAAGACCGGGUGGACAGACUUGAGGAGGCAAUGCAGGCUGCUGUUCAAUACCAGGAUGGACUGCAGGCAAUAUUCGACUGGGUAGAUAUUGCAGGUGGCAAAUUGGCUUCAUUGUCUCCAAUUGGAACAGAUCUUGAAACUGUCAAGCAGCAGAUUGAGGAGCUGAAGCAAUUUAAGUCAGAGGCGUAUCAACAACAGAUAGAAAUGGAGAGACUGAACCAUCAGGCAGAGCUCCUGCUAAAGAAAGUAACAGAAGAAAGUGAUAAACACACUGUUCAGGACCCACUGAUGGAGCUGAAAUUGAUAUGGGACAGUCUGGAGGAGAGGAUCAUCAACAGACAGCACAAGCUGGAGGGCGCUCUGUUAGCACUGGGGCAGUUCCAGCACGCGCUGGACGAGUUGCUGGCGUGGCUCACGCACACCGAGGGCUUGCUCAGCGAACAGAAGCCUGUCGGAGGAGACCCCAAGGCCAUUGAAAUUGAACUCGCCAAGCAUCAUGUGCUCCAAAAUGAUGUAUUAGCACAUCAGUCCACCGUGGAAGCCGUGAAUAAAGCAGGAAAUGAUCUAAUCGAAUCAAGUGCCGGAGAAGAAGCGAGCAACCUUCAGAACAAGCUAGAGGUUUUGAAUCAACGCUGGCAAAAUGUUUUGGAAAAAACAGAACAAAGGAAGCAGCAGCUGGAUGGUGCCUUGCGCCAGGCCAAAGGGUUCCACGGCGAAAUCGAGGAUUUGCAACAGUGGCUGACCGACACGGAGCGCCAUCUGUUAGCAUCCAAGCCUCUGGGAGGUUUACCGGAAACAGCCAGGGAACAGCUUAAUGCCCACAUGGAAAUCUGUGCUGCCUUUGAUGUUAAAGAAGAAACAUAUAAGAGUCUGAUGCAGAAAGGCCAGCAGAUGCUUGCAAGAUGCCCCAAAUCUGCAGAGACAAAUAUUGACCAAGACAUAAAUAACUUGAAAGAAAAAUGGGAAUCGGUGGAAACCAAGCUCAAUGAAAGGAAAGUUAAACUGGAAGAGGCCCUCACCUUGGCAAUGGAAUUCCACAGUUCCCUCCAGGACUUCAUCAACUGGCUCACCCAGGCGGAGCAGACCCUAAACGUGGCUUCCCGGCCAAGCCUUAUCUUGGACACCGUCUUGUUUCAAAUUGAUGAACACAAGGUCUUUGCCAAUGAAGUAAAUUCUCACCGGGAGCAGAUCAUAGAACUGGACAAAACUGGAACCCACCUGAAGUAUUUCAGUCAGAAACAAGAUGUCGUUCUCAUUAAGAAUCUGCUUAUCAGUGUACAGAGCCGCUGGGAGAAGGUGGUCCAGCGCUUAGUAGAAAGAGGAAGAUCUUUGGAUGAUGCAAGGAAGAGGGCCAAGCAGUUCCAUGAAGCUUGGAGUAAGCUUAUGGAGUGGCUGGAAGAGUCAGAGAAGUCUUUGGAUUCUGAACUGGAAAUUGCCAACGACCCAGACAAAAUCAAAGCACAACUGGCACAGCAUAAGGAGUUUCAGAAAUCCCUCGGAGCCAAGCAUUCUGUCUACGACACCACCAACAGGACUGGGCGUUCUCUGAAGGAGAAGACCUCCCUGGCUGACGACAACCUGAAGCUGGAUGACAUGCUGAGUGAGCUCAGAGACAAGUGGGACACGAUCUGUGGGAAGUCGGUGGAGAGACAAAACAAAUUGGAGGAAGCCCUCUUAUUUUCUGGGCAAUUCACAGAUGCCCUGCAGGCCCUCAUUGACUGGCUGUACAGGGUUGAGCCCCAGCUGGCUGAGGACCAGCCUGUCCACGGAGACAUUGAUCUAGUGAUGAAUCUGAUCGAUAAUCACAAGGUCUUCCAGAAGGAGCUGGGGAAGAGGACCAGCAGUGUGCAGGCCCUGAAGCGCUCGGCCCGGGAGCUCAUAGAGGGCAGCCAGGAUGACUCCUCCUGGGUCAGGGUCCAGAUGCAGGAGCUGAGCACACGCUGGGAGACGGUGUGUGCACUCUCCAUAUCCAAGCAGACCCGCCUAGAAGCAGCUCUGCGCCAGGCAGAGGAGUUUCACUCGGUGGUCCACGCCCUCCUGGAGUGGCUGGCGGAAGCGGAGCAGACCCUUCGUUUCCAUGGUGUUCUCCCAGAUGAUGAGGAUGCUCUUCGGACGCUCAUUGAUCAGCAUAAAGAAUUCAUGAAGAGACUGGAAGAAAAGCGCGCUGCCCUCAACAAAGCCACCGGCAUGGGAGACACCAUCCUGGCCAUCUGCCACCCAGACUCCAUCACCACCAUCAAGCACUGGAUAACCAUCAUCCGGGCCAGAUUCGAGGAGGUACUAGCCUGGGCGAAGCAGCACCAGCAACGACUAGCCAGUGCCCUGGCAGGACUCAUCGCCAAGCAGGAGUUGCUGGAAGCCCUGCUGGCCUGGUUGCAGUGGGCUGAAACCACACUGAGCGACAGGGAUAAAGAGGUCAUCCCGCAGGAGAUUGAAGAGGUGAAAGCCCUCAUUGCAGAACACCAGACCUUCAUGGAGGAAAUGACCAGAAAACAACCUGACGUGGACAAAGUCACCAAGACCUACAAGAGGAGAGUGGCGGAGCCCUCCUUACAUUCCCACAUUCCGGUCUUGGAUAAGGGGCGAGCAGGAAGAAAACGCUUCCCAGCGUCAAGCUUCUAUCCCUCUGGAUCACAGACACAAAUCGAAACCAAGAAUCCCAGGGUCAACUUACUGGUGAGCAAGUGGCAGCAAGUCUGGCUGCUCGCCUUGGAAAGAAGGAGGAAGCUUAAUGAUGCCCUGGACAGACUGGAGGAGCUAAGGGAAUUUGCCAACUUUGAUUUCGAUGUCUGGCGCAAAAAGUACAUGCGAUGGAUGAAUCACAAGAAAUCUCGAGUGAUGGACUUCUUCAGGAGGAUCGAUAAAGAUCAGGAUGGAAAAAUAACCCGACAAGAAUUUAUUGACGGGAUUCUUUCCUCAAAGUUCCCUACCAGUCGUCUGGAGAUGAGUGCAGUUGCAGACAUCUUUGACAGAGACGGCGAUGGAUAUAUCGACUACUAUGAAUUUGUAGCCGCCCUUCACCCAAAUAAAGAUGCAUACAAACCUAUCACUGAUGCUGACAAAAUUGAAGAUGAGGUGACAAGGCAGGUAGCUAAGUGCAAAUGUGCGAAACGAUUUCAAGUUGAACAGAUUGGAGAUAACAAAUACAGGUUCUUCCUGGGAAAUCAGUUUGGAGACUCCCAGCAACUCCGGCUUGUCCGAAUCCUGCGAAGUACUGUGAUGGUUCGUGUUGGAGGUGGAUGGAUGGCCCUGGAUGAGUUCUUAGUGAAAAAUGAUCCUUGCAGGGUUCAUCAUCAUGGGAGUAAAAUGUUACGUUCGGAAUCAAACUCUUCAAUUACUACUACUCAGCCUACUAUAGCUAAAGGAAGGACGAACAUGGAGCUAAGGGAGAAGUUCAUCUUGGCGGAUGGAGCCAGUCAGGGAAUGGCUGCUUUCCGACCCCGGGGCCGGAGAUCGAGGCCCUCAUCCCGGGGAGCCUCGCCCAACCGGUCCACAUCCGUGUCCAGCCAGGCUGGCCAGGCGGCCUCCCCGCAGGUCCCUGCCACCAGCACACCCAAGAUUCUCCAUCCUUUAACACGCAAUUAUGGUAAACCCUGGUUGACAAACAGCAAGGUGUCAACUCCUUGUAAACCAGCUGAGUGCUCAGACUUCCCCAUGUCAUCUCCAGAGGGGACGCCGAUACAAGGAAGCAAGCUUCGACUUCCGGGAUAUUUAUCAGGGAAAGGCUUCCACUCCGGGGAGGACAGUGGCUUGAUCACAACCGCAGCCUCCCGAGUGCGGACACAGUUUGCUGAUCCCAAGAAGACCCACAGCCGACCAGGAAGCCGAGCUGGCAGCAAAGCUGGUAGCCGGGCCAGCAGCCGCCGAGGCAGCGAUGCAUCAGACUUUGACAUCUCGGAAAUCCAGUCCGUGUGCUCCGACGUGGAGACUGUCCCCCAAACACACAGGCCUACGCCCCGAGCCGAUUCUCGGCCGUCCGCAGCCAAGCCUUCCAAAAUCCCCACACCCCAGAGGAAAUCACCUGCCAGCAAAUUGGACAAGUCCUCCAAGAGAUAGUGCAGUUGGUUCUACCACGGUCCUUCCUAAAGCCUUUACUAUUUAAGUCUGAAAGAUGUAACAUAUGAUGUAGAGACUAUUGUGAAAUAAUGCAAGAGGUGAGUUUAAAGUUCUGCAGAUGGCCUUAUUUGUGUAUUUGUCUUUUUCUUUUAUCUGUAUAAUUUGGGUCAGAUAGUCUGGGGUUUGAGUCACAUCCUCCGUGAGGGGGGAGAGAGUUUGAUAGGCACUAACGUUUCUGCACGGAGCGUGUGGAGCACACCUGAGAUCACUAUACCUGCAGGUAAGUCCACGACUUCCCGACAGCCAGCCCUCCACUGGGAGCUAACAUGAAGGAUACCUCAUGACACCUUCUUGCUUCUCUGGAAACUCUGAAAAGCCAAAAGACACCCACAGCGAUCUAUUCCGAGACGAUCUAAGUGUAAACUGCAAGAUGGGGGGG
Kogia breviceps (pygmy sperm whale) is the source of this 26580-nucleotide messenger RNA. The record is from RefSeq and is a predicted model, not a curated record. Lineage: Eukaryota; Metazoa; Chordata; Mammalia; Artiodactyla; Physeteridae.